Molecule: messenger RNA, 1599 nt
Organism: Podospora anserina S mat+
Lineage: Eukaryota; Fungi; Ascomycota; Sordariomycetes; Sordariales; Podosporaceae
Exons: 3
Coding region: 1-1599 (532 amino acids)
Molecular function (GO): oxidoreductase activity, acting on paired donors, with incorporation or reduction of molecular oxygen; heme binding; monooxygenase activity
Source: RefSeq, a predicted model, not a curated record
AUGAAGAUGGCUGGUGGCUUCACAGGGCUGAGUUGCGCCGCAGCCGCCUUGUUUGCUUUUCUGACAUAUCGUUUCAUCUUUUGGCCUGCAUUGUUCUCCCCUCUUGCGCGCAUUCCCAACGCUCACUGGUCCGUCCCGUUUUCCCGCCUCUGGAUCCUGCGGAUUCGAUUCACCCAUCGAGAAAAUAAAACACUCUUUGCCGCCCACCGCCGUCACGGUCCCAUAGUCCGAGUUGGGCCCAGCGAACUGAGCAUCGAUGACGUGGACUGUGUCCGCACUGUUUACCAGGGUGGAUUUGAGAAGACUUCGUGGUAUUCUGUCUUUGACAACUAUGGCGCUGUCUGCAUGUUUUCGGCAAGACCUUCUGCCGAGCACUCGGCACGGAAGCGGUUGAUAUCCCAUGUCUACUCCAAGUCAUACAUGCAGUCGAGUCCGGCGGCUUCAGCCCAAGGGCACGCCAUUCUUUCCGAGAGGAUUCUGCCGAUUCUUGAACGGUCCGCCAAAGAUACCCAGCUUCCCCAUGGCAUCGAUAUCUAUUCGGUGUUUAUGGCGGCAACGAUGGAUUUUAUCGCCGGCUACCUCUUUGGGCUGAGGAAUGGAACCGACUUUCUAGGCGACAAGGCCUACAGAGAGCACUUUCUCGAGCUGUACAGGGCCCGCCAGGGUUAUGGAUAUUACGAUCAAGAGAUGCCACAGUUCACCAGAUUCUGCCGCAAGAUUGGCAUUCCCUUUUGCCCCAAGUGGGUGGAUGCAGCCAAUAAGGAGCUUGGCGACUGGUGUCUACGGCUCUGUGAUCAGAUAUCCGCCUCUCCCGACACAACUAACACUGACCCAAGGGAUGAGCCUGUAGUAUGGAAAAGUCUAGUUGGUGGGCUUCGGAAAGAUGAAACUACGAAGGGCAAGGACUCGCUCCUGUAUCCGGCUGUGUCCAACUUCCGGCUGUCAGUUGCAUCAGAGCUUUUCGACCAUGUGCUGGCAGGCCAGGAAACGGCUGGCUUGGCCCUUACAUAUCUAACCUGGAGGCUAUCACAGUCAUUGGAACUGCAAGAGAAGCUGAGAACUGAACUUCUGGGCAUGACACCAAACCUGCGACAGCGCCCAGAUGGAACGAUUGAUAUGCCGGAUCCCAAAAAGUUGGACAGUCUCCCUCUACUUCACGCCGUACUGACAGAAACACUACGCCUUCACGCGCCAAUCCCUGGGCCACAGCCACGUCAAACUCCUGAGGCGGGCUGUCGUCUAGGCUCGUACCAUGUACCGGGUGGCGUGAGGGUGGCAGCUUUGGCCUAUACUCUCCAUCGUGACGAGGCAGUCUUUCCAGAUGCUGAGGAAUGGGACCACACUCGGUGGCUGCCGGGUACGGGAACAGAAGACGAAAGGAAACUGCGGAACAGGCAAUUCUGGGCUUUCGGCUCAGGCGGUAGGAUGUGUAUUGGGUCCAACUUUGCAAUGAAUGAGAUGAAACUCAUGAUCGCGGCCAUCUACUCCAACUACACCAGCCACAUUGUGAAUGAUGAGGGUGUAGCGAAUCAGUCAGAUGGGUACACCUCACGUCCUGCAAGCGAGCAGCUGUAUCUCCGGUUCGAGAAGGUUGUAUGA